AUGUCAAAUCUAAAUCAACUUAUAAAUAAAGAGGAUGAUUAUAGUUACGUCUAUAACCCAGCAACCAAUGGUUCUACCACGACCGUUACCAACAAUACUACUGAAGUCCCCGAAGAAACUUCGUCUUCUAAUGGACUUGAAUUAACUCAAGAUAACAUACUAACAAGUUUUGAAAAGAUAAAGACUCAUUUCCCUGCUGCUAGAAUUAAAAAAAUCAUGCAAAGUGAUGAUGAAAUUGGGAAAGUAGCUCAAGCCACUCCUAUUAUAGUUGGAAGAGCUUUGGAAAUCUUUAUGGCCAAUUUAGUUGAAGUUUCCAUCAUUGAAGCUAAAAAACAAGGGGUUAAACGAAUUACGGCAUCUCAUAUUAGAGCUGCUAUUGAAAAUACAGAACAAUUUGAUUUCUUAGUUGAAGCAGUUGAAAAAUAUCCUCCUUUAAAAAAUUAA
Molecule: messenger RNA, 444 nt
Organism: Scheffersomyces coipomensis
Lineage: Eukaryota; Fungi; Ascomycota; Pichiomycetes; Serinales; Debaryomycetaceae
Gene: HFL2
Product: negative cofactor 2 transcription regulator complex subunit
Exons: 1
Coding region: 1-444 (147 amino acids)
Biological process (GO): transcription by RNA polymerase II
Cellular component (GO): negative cofactor 2 complex; nucleus
Molecular function (GO): core promoter sequence-specific DNA binding; protein heterodimerization activity; RNA polymerase II general transcription initiation factor activity
Source: RefSeq, a predicted model, not a curated record